Molecule: messenger RNA, 677 nt
Organism: Oryzias melastigma (Indian medaka)
Lineage: Eukaryota; Metazoa; Chordata; Actinopteri; Beloniformes; Adrianichthyidae
Gene: apoc1
Product: apolipoprotein C-I
Exons: 4
Coding region: 169-414 (81 amino acids)
Biological process (GO): negative regulation of very-low-density lipoprotein particle clearance; negative regulation of lipoprotein lipase activity; triglyceride metabolic process
Cellular component (GO): extracellular region; high-density lipoprotein particle; very-low-density lipoprotein particle
Molecular function (GO): phospholipase inhibitor activity; fatty acid binding
Source: RefSeq, a predicted model, not a curated record
GGGGGAGGGGCCACUCAAGGCCAGCGCGUGUCCAUGCUGAUCCAAAAGUCCGCUUUGCGUCACCCUGUGAGGACAGGCAGGCUUAUAAAGCAGAGCAACUCACCACAAGCGCACAACACUUGAUUUUUUUUUGUCUUAAGUCGAGAACAACAGAAAACCGACAUCAAAAUGAAACUGUACCUCGCAGUUGCCGUGCUGAUGCUGGCCUUUGUGGCUUACACGGAGGCUCAGGAGGCAGAUGCGACCUACACUAAGAUAAGAGAUCAACUCACAGAAUUUGGCAAGACCUUUGCUGAGAAGGCCAAAAGCACAUUUGAUACCAUCCAAACUAGUGAAUUUGCAGAGACCACCAGGAACUGGUUCACUUCAACAUUUGACAAGCUUAAGACCAAGUUUGACGAGAUGAACAACUAGAUUUGGUUCUUUGCUGCUAUCUGUUCUGCUCCACCGUCACUGCCCCAGCCCACCCCCUCGGCUCGCCAGAUUUAGACACUAAAAAGUCUCAUGACAUUGCACUGCACCUUGACCAGAAGGCUAGCUUGCCUUUCUGUGAAUAAUUGUUGUUACUGUGAUUUUCUGCUGGAGUAAAGUGGAAUUCAAACAAUUUUGGUGUAAUUUUUUUCUGGUGACAAAAUUGUUUUUCAUGCAAACAAAAUAAAAAUCUUUGUAAAGCUGAA